Messenger RNA from Cylicostephanus goldi, 789 nucleotides. Lineage: Eukaryota; Metazoa; Nematoda; Chromadorea; Rhabditida; Strongylidae. The record is from the annotation of a GenBank genome assembly.
AUGGGAGUGAGCACAGUUGGACCUGCGCUUGCAUUUAUUGGAGGAGGCUAUCUACUAACUAUCUGGGGAGACAUUGGAAAGUCAAAUUAUCUGGAUCUUGGAAUCAAUGGUCCAUCUGAUCCAAGAUGGUACGGGGCCUGGUGGAUCGGAUUCUUUGCCGCUGGCCUAGCCUCAUUUUUCACUUCUCUGCCAUUGUGCAUGUUUCCGAAGAAGUUGAAUGACACCGAUGAACGAAAAAAGGAUGAUGUUGUGCAAACUCAUGCGAAACUAAACGUUGACUUUAGCGGAGACAGAUUCGAAUACCUCAAAAUUUUCAAGCUUUUUUUCUUCAACAAAACAUGUAUGGCGCUGAUUGCAAUGCAGACAGCUGAGUCGAUGAUCAUGAAUGGCUACAUUACCUUUAUACCAAAACUAUUUGAGAAUUUAUUCGGAUUCAGCAGCAGCUGGGCAAGCACAAUGACGGGGUUCGAAGGCUCAAAGGUGCUAUCCAUACAGCCGUCGAAGCACACAGUAUUUGUUUUCAAACAGAUAAAACCAAAUAUGAAAAUGUGCAUGGCACUGACAGUGGUGAUGAUAGCGAGCUCUUCGGCAUUUCUCCUUGGUUGCCCGAAAAUUCGGAUAGCUGGUAUGAACAGCGGCUAUGAAAAAACUGAGCAAGAGACGUUUUCUCUGACUCAUUUAUGCAAUUAUGGGUGUCAGUGUGAUGGGCUCUUCAACCCGGUAUGCGCUUUAGAGACUGGUGUCAGUUACUUUUCCCCAUGUCAUGCUGGAUGUGCUGCUGUUAAUCCG